This is a messenger RNA of Phycodurus eques (leafy seadragon), 2050 nucleotides long. It is a transcript of the gene cavin4a, whose product is annotated as caveolae associated protein 4a. Gene Ontology annotation, biological process: regulation of gene expression. Gene Ontology annotation, cellular component: cytoplasm; caveola. The transcript is spliced from 2 exons. Lineage: Eukaryota; Metazoa; Chordata; Actinopteri; Syngnathiformes; Syngnathidae. The record is from RefSeq and is a predicted model, not a curated record. The coding region runs from base 506 to 1489 and encodes 327 amino acids.
GUGGGUCACUGUGCUCGGAUCCGUUUCAAGUCAGAGCCUUGUGCCCCCAUAGGCAGAGUCGAAGUCUUCUCGCCCAAAGUUGGAGGCAUCUUCCCUCAAGCCAGAAUCUUCUACCCCACAGUUGGCGUCUUUAACCCCAAAGCUGGAGCCUUCUGCAACCCAAACCCGGAGUCUUCAUCCUAAAAACAGAACCAAGUACCCCAAAACCAGAGCCUUCUUCCCAAAAGCCAGAACCUUCUACCCUACUGCCAGAGCUAUCUUCCCUGACGCCAGAGUCUUCAUCCCCAAAGCCGAAGCCUUCUUCCUCAAAGCCACAACCUUUGACCCCAUAGCCGGAGUCUUCUUCCCCCGAGCCGGAAUCUAAGCUGGAGCCUUGUUCCACAAAGUAGAAGUCUUUUACCCCAGAGCCAGGGUCUUUAUUUAUUUGCCAAACCGGAGGCUCCUUCAUCCCUGAAGCCACAGUUUUCUUCUCCAGAGCCGGAACCUCGUGGAAGCCCGUAAGGAGAUGGAUCAGACCAAGUACGGCGUCCAGGAGAAGCUGGAGAUCGUGGGGAUGGAGGACGAGGAGGGUAAGCCCAUCAGCGCCCUGAGCAUCCUGUCUCUGCUGGAGCGCGUGGCCGGAAUCAUCGACAACGUGCAGUCGGGCCAGGAGCGCAUGGAAGAACGUCAGCUGGACCUGGAGAGCAACAUCCGCAGCAUCCAGGGCGAUGUCCUCAAGUUGGCCAAGGAGCACGCCGACGCCAGCGGAUGCCUGGACAAGCUGCUGCAGAAGACGCGCAAAGUCAGCGCCAACGUCAAGGACGUCCGAGUCCGCGUGGAGAAACAGAACGGUCGCGUCAAGAAGGUCGAAAGCACCCAGGACGAGCUGCUCGUCAGGAACAAGUUCAGAGUCGUCAUCUACCAGGGCGAGGCCGAGGUUCCUUCAGUGGCCGUCACCAAGAGCCCCAAGGGGGGCCUGGAGGAUCUGGAGCUGGAGCCCGAUUCCUACGACGUUCCCGCCGACCUCUCCUCCGACGAAGAGUACCUGAGCGUGGAGGAGGCGGACCCUUCCCGGGCGGCCCGAUUCAAGAAGUCCAUGGUGAAGAGCACGGAGACCCUGAAGGCGGCCUUCUCCAAGGAAAACAUGAGCAAGACCAAAGACAACCUGGGCACCAAGUUCCACCACCUGGGCGAGAAGGUGAUGCCGCCCGAGCGCCGCGAGAAGAUGCACCAGGCGGGCGAGCGCCUCAAGCAGAGCGGCGAGCGCUUCAAGGAGAACAUCGCCAAGAAGGCGCCCACCAAGGAGAGCUUCAAGAUCAAGAUCAAGAAGGAACGCGCUGUGGCCGAGGGCCAGGAGGGCGCGGACGCCGAGGCCGAGGCAGAGGCCCCGCCCCGGCCCCGGCCGGAGCCCGCCUACACCGAGGUCGUCACGGAGACCAAGAGGGAGGGGCCGGCGGACCAGGUCAACGCCGCCAAGAGAGCCGAGCUGGAAGAUGAUUACGGGAAUUAGACAACAGCGGCGGCAAGAAGACGGAAAGUAGAAAACCACGAUGGGAAGGUUACGGGAAGUAGAUCACCAUUACAGGUUAAUUACAGGAAGUAAACCACCAUUUAAGUUUAGGAGACGUAGAGCACUAUUGCAGGAAGUAGACCAUCACAACAGGAAGUGGACCCCCUUUUACAGGAAGUAGACAACAGAAGACGACAGCAUCUCUGUGAUUGGUUUGUUCAAUGGCCGCUCACGGCUUUUUCAUCCUUCGCUACUUUGGAGUGUGUUUUAUGAAACAUGCUAACUUGGGCAUUUUUAAACCAUACAAGGUCGAUGACACCGAUGACUAAAAUUAAAACAUUAAAAAUGCAAUUACACAUAACGAAAUGUCACUUUUGGUGGGCUUUGCACAGUAAAACAUUUAAAAUGUCUCCAGUUGGUCUCGACAUGUAAGAAAAACUGUCACGUUUGGUUGUCAUGACGUAUGUCAAAUGUUGAAAGGGGCGUGGCAUCAUGAUUUGACAGCUGUUGCGCAAUGAAUUGACUUCUGGUAAGAUUGUGUCGUGUGUGUGUGUGUGAUCG